Messenger RNA from Zingiber officinale, 1948 nucleotides. Its product is annotated as protein Brevis radix-like 1. The record is from RefSeq and is a predicted model, not a curated record. Lineage: Eukaryota; Viridiplantae; Streptophyta; Magnoliopsida; Zingiberales; Zingiberaceae. The transcript is spliced from 7 exons. Bases 665 to 1864 code for a protein of 399 amino acids.
UUGCAGCCUUGCAGUUGCAGGAGCUUCUCGAAUCUGUGGGAAGUUCGCAUUACGAACAGAACCUGAACAGAGAGGAAAAGCAGGUGCAAAUCCAAAGCGCCACAGCGGUCAAGAUCGAAAGGAAAUAAAUAAUAACCCUGACUUGGAGACUGCAGCCUAUGUGAUUAGUUCUUGCCAAUAAAUUGAUAGAGGGUCUGCACUCUGCAGCAGGGGAUCCGUUAAGUCUACUUCUCAGCGUCUCUCGCUGUUGCAACUACGUGGUAAGUGACAAGAACACAAAUACGUACCGGCUGGCUUGUUUCGGCAUGAGAUCUAGCUAGCUUUGCAUUGGGCUCUCCAUGGUCGAAAGAAAACAAAGAAGACAUAGUAACAGAAUGCUACAGCAAUUUAAUCUAGCCAAACAAUUCAAAGAAACAGUCUCUAUGUGAUCGUCUUGAGGCGAAGUCAUUGACUGUGGCAGUAAUUGAUCCAUUCUAUUUGUUGUCACGGCCAACAGCAAUUUCAAUCGACUAUAGAAGGCAUACAAAAAGAUAAUUGUGAUACGAAGUGAACCCACCGAGCAAGGAACAACGCAGGACGAUCGAGAGAGUAAGCAGUCGGGGUAGUUGUGCAGCUGUAGGAGAGGGCAAAAAGUAAGCGACGUCGCUCUCGGCGGAGGAGAUCGAUGUUGGCCUGCAUUGCGUGCGCGAAGCAGGACGCUGACGAGGAGGGAGAAGACGGCCCGCGCGCGGCGACCACUCCGAGCAACAAAGAGACCGUGAAAAGCCUCACCUCACAGAUAAAGGACAUGGUCCUAAAGUUUUCCGGAUCAAGCCGUCAGAUCAAAGGAGGCGGAAGCACCUCGUCCUCUUCCUCGUCAUUCAGGAGCAGGAGCUUCCGCCACCGUCAUAGCAAUCGGCAGGAGCAUGGCGCCUAUACUUACGAAGACUUGGCGUAUUGCAGCAACCAGCCGCGGGCAGGCCAUGCAACUGCGAGGCCAGCGGCGUGGGACUCGACUAAGAGCAUGAAAGAGGAGCAGCGGAGGUGUGGAGGCAAGUGGAGUGGGGGUAUCGAAGAGGAUAUAGUGGUGGAAGACGAUAUUGACGAACCCAAGGAGUGGAUUGCUCAAGUGGAGCCCGGCGUUCAUAUCACAUUCGUCUCUCUCCCUGGAGAAGCCGGAAACGAACUCAAACGCAUUCGAUUCAGUCAGGAGAUGUUUAAUAAGUGGCAAGCACAGAGAUGGUGGGGGGAGAACUACGACAGGAUCAUGGAGCUUUACAAUGUACGGCGCUAUAACACUCAGGCUCUCCAGACUCCGGCUAGAUCGGACGACGGCAAGAGAGAAUCGACGUGGUCGAGGGUGGGCUCGACAAGGGAAAGCCCCAUCAAUCAGGCGCCAUUCGCCACAGAGCAGCUUACCGCCAGAGACAUGCACAAGCCGCCGCCGCCUACGGAUCUAACCACCUCCCGCAUCCUUCCACAUCGCCUUCAUUCACCUGCUGCCGCUGCCUCCGCCGCCGAGACUGAGACGGCGCCGGGAACCUCCGGUGCAAAGGAGGAAGCCACCGCUUCGGUGGACGCAUCGAGGACCACCACCUCGUCCAGAGACGAGAGGUCCGUCUCCGUUAGCAACACCAGCGACGUUCUCGAGAUAACGGAAUGGGUGGAGGAAGAUGAGCCCGGCGUCUACAUCACCAUCUGCGAGCAUGCCGAUGGCAGCCGGGAGCUCCGUCGUGUGAGAUUCAGCCGAGACAAGUUUGGGGAGGUGGACGCUAAGCUGUGGUGGGAGGCCAACAGAGAGAGAAUCCAAACGCAAUAUCUGCAGGACGUAGAACUCAACGCAUCACAACUCUCCGUACACUCCAAUCGAGUAACAAUGAGUUAGAAAACCCAGGAAAAUGCAUGGCUUAAUUUGUACAUGUGGGAUGUUCGAUCAAUGUCACGACUGAUCAGACUUCUUUUUGUUUCC